CCCUCCUAGUUCGAUCAGAGACACUCUCUCUCUGGUUCGAUCCACUCUGGAUUAUUCUUGGUUUCAAGUUGCCGGGAUAAUUUUUAAUUAAAAUUUGCCACCUUUUGCCAAAACUGGAAUGAAAAUUAAACAAGAGUCAGAACUCGUUCAGUCUUUCAACUGCCUCUUGUUUAAUAAUUGCAACGACUGAUUUUAAGGAACCAACCAUCGUCGCAGAUAAAAAAUGACGCUUGUAAACCAUGUCUCCAGUGUGCCAUUCUUCAUGUGCAUCAUAUUCACAUUGAUAGUUUUCACAACAUUCGUCGACUUUUCCUUGGCCUCAAAUGGAGAUAGAUCAUAUAUUUUUGGGAAAUGUGUGCAAGGAUGCUCUGGAGCCAACUGCUCCAACUUGACAGAAUUUGUUCUCAGUCAACCUGCCUAUAUGAAGUUCCUUCAGUGGAGUUGCCAAGACGAGUGCAAGUAUCAGUGUAUGUGGACCACAGUUGAUGCAUAUCAACGGGACAGGAGUGAAGUCCCUCAAUUCUAUGGAAAGUGGCCUUUUGUUCGCUAUGCAGGUGUACAAGAACCGGCUUCGAUGAUAUUUUCGCUGAUGAAUGCUCUGUCCCAUUUGGCUAUAUUCUACUACAGAGCUAAAGUGCCUUCAUCAGCUUCAAUGUACAGAGUCUGGCAUUUAAUGGCCUUGAUUGGAAUUGUGACCUGGCUUUGUGCUUCAGUUUUUCACACCAGGGACACCCCAACCACUGAGAAAAUGGACUACUUCAGUGCCUUUGGACUGGUCCUGUUCAAUUUAUUUUCAUUAAUCUGCAGGGUUGCAGGUACAAGCCAUAUAAAAGUGCUUCUUCUUGUUGGGUCAGCGUUAGUUGGACUGUACAGCUACCACAUCUACUACUUGGCCUUUAUUCAUUUUGACUAUGGAUAUAACAUGAUCGUCAAUGUGGCUGUAGGAGCUGUCAAUGCAGUUGGCUGGGUUGUGUGGUGUUUCUAUCACCUCAAACAAAAGCCACAUUGGUGGAAAGGUGUGCUGGUGAUGCUGGGCCUCAACGCUCUACUUUUGCUGGAGUUGGGCGACUUCCCCCCGCUGCUGUGGACGUUUGAUGCUCACGCCAUCUGGCAUGCCGGAACUGUUCCACUUAACUUACUGUGGUACAGUUUUAUAACUGAUGACGCUUUGCAUGAAGUGAAAGUCAGAGGAAUGCCGGAAUUCAAGAAGAUGCUUUGAUUGGCUUCUUGAUGUCAUUAACCUAUCAACAUGUUUCUUCAACAUUAAAAGUGAAGUGACAUCAAGUUCUUGCCAUCUGUGAUCAGUCACAUUGCUUUUAUGAGGUCAAUCAUUAUCCCACCGUGUUGUAAAUGUUUUAAAUAACCUUUGAGUGGCUUAACCAAAGAGCUCAGUAAACAACUAUAUAUUGUUCAAGUCUGACAGAGUGAAUGCCACAGAAGGGCGGAAAGGGUAGAAGGAGCAGUGAGCAUUUCUAGAUGCUUCAGAGACGAGGCUGGAUUGUGCACAAGGAGAAAACUUGUCAGUCUGUGGGGACAGCACUCUGUACAUGUACAUGCCUCUGUGCUACAAAAAUACAUCACAUAUAAGCUCUACAUUAUUUACCCAAAAUAGUGGUCUACUAAGGGUAAAUAUAAUAGCUAGAAGCUACUGUUGAAAUGUAGUUUCUAAUGCCGCUUUCAUUGUCAUAUCAAUAUCUUGUUCUUUUUCAUGCUUGUGUGGCAUACACCUCAGUGUGGGCUUCACAUUCGCCACCCUGCACAGAUCAUACUGCUAUAUGUUGUGUCAUAUUUUAGACACUUUUGAAUACUCUUUAUCUUCAUCAUCACCAUCAUUACAUUUUGGGUUGAAAUUGAUGGGGUGUCAGUCCUAUAACAACAUGUCAUGCGGAAUAGAUUAAGAUAACAAAAAUGCUAGAGCGGAGGAAAUGGAGAAGACCAUACCAGAGAGCCCACAAACCAGCUACUUCUGUCCACUUGACUGCUAAUUUACUAUUUUUGUUAAAGUUAAUGCUUUGCUUGAUAGACUGACCCAAAGCUGAUGCUCAAACUUGGACUACACAUUCUUUGUAGUUUGAAAAUAGUCAAGAACUUUUCAUCUUGUCAACAGCUGUUGUGUGAUGUCAUACAAUCACAAUCCAUUUUUUCAUUUGCAAGCCGCUUCAAGGACAUUGUGCCUCUGUUUUCAUUCUCUUUUUGUCCCAUGUGACAUCAGUUUUUGCUCAAUAUGAUAUGACUUCUAGUUAAAUGUGCUCCUGUACUUUUUGAACUAACUCAGUUUUGUAUACUGAUAUAUAAUAUGUAGGGUCUAUAAUUCUAUAUCUGUGAAGAUCAUUUCUUGCUUUGCAUUUUAGUGUUCAAUCUGAAGAUCAAAUUAUGUCUUGUUCUGCUAAGAGACCAUUUCGGUUUCUAAAUAUGUGAGUGUGCAGAGAGAGUGGAAAAUCCGAGUUCUAUGAUUGAUUGUAUGGUGGUUGAUGUAUUCCGUGUACUUUUUUAAGAACCCUCAUUGACAGUGCUCUGACUGCCAACAAUUCACUUUUCUCAAAUCCACAACAGAAGAGAUUUGAAAAAUAAUAAAAUUUCAGUUGCACCAGUCAGUAUUUGAAAUACUCAAAUAUACCUGAAGUACAUAUUAUUUAUAGAAAUGAAAUACACUUUCUGUGUACUGUUACCGUUUCUGACUUGAAUGACGUUUGGUCUAAACUGUCCCCACUUUUCAAGGAUGCCCAUAACAGAUUUUGUCAAACUAAAGAUAUGGUGGUUCUUAGUAACAAGUACUUUUUACCCUUCAAGUUGUCGCUGCACCUGCUUUUCUCAUUGAUAUUUGGUAAUUGAAAUGUAAUAGAAAUUGAUUUAUGCAGUAGGCUGUACAGAUUAAAGUACUGCAUAACUCACCAUAAACUGCUCUUAGACGUACUAAAUGGUGGGCACUUACUGAGAAGUUGAUCAAAUGGUACACCUGAAUAACCAUGGAUCUUAAUUCUUAUUCUUACUGCCAUAUUCUUAUCCUCCACUCAAUUCAGUCACUAAGAAGUGGGCCUUUUUCUGUACUCCCUUGUUGAAAAUGAAACACUUGAGCAUUCAGUCUUGAUACAUAUCACAUGUUUAUAAGCUUUUAUCUUGUUUGAAAAUAGUAGUUGUAUUCGUAUAACUGGAUCUCAGCACUCUGCAUGAUGUAAAGGGGAUUCCGACUUUUUGAGGUCAGUGGUUUGUUCAUGUUCACUGUACCUGUAGAAUGUUGAAUGAAAAAGGUUUGUGAUGAUGUAGAAAUCUGUGUCUUGUUUGCUCUUUCUAAAACUUUUUUUGCAUUCUUUUCUACUCAGACUGCUAUUUCUUUUAUGUAUUCUGUUGUUUUCUUUUCCAGCUUCAUCUGUCAUACAUGUAUAUAUUCUAUUUCCCUGGCCCAUUCUUUCCAGCUUUAACCCUAGAUGAAAGAGUCAGGUCUAUGUUUAUGCCAAGGCUCAAAAGGGUUUAAAUUUACAAGAUAGCUUGUUCGAACAGGGGCAUUUUAAUUAUUUCGGAAGAAACUUUGUUUUAAUUAUUUUCAUUUUAGUUCUAUUUCGAAUGAAUACCAUUGCUGUAACAAAACUGAGGAGCCCCAGUAAUGUAUCAUUUUGACUGUUUUGUUAAUUCAAAUUCUUUAAAAUUCCUAAACCCAAUUCCUUAAUGUGUAAAGUGUCUUAAUGUAAAACUUGUCAUUUUACCGGAUUUUUGGUUCAAAGUGAGGAAUGUUAGUGGCCCAUGCAUCCAUUCUUCUUAAGGUAGUGUUCAUGCUUUCAGUGGAAGCUGAACCAUCAAGAAGUGUUAUGAAUUGAAUACUGUAUGAAAACAAGCUCAAGAUCCCAUUGAAUCAUGUUCAUGAACUUUGGAAAGUAGCAUGUCAUUGGCUCUCUUUUUUCCGUUUUGGAUUGAGCAACGUUUAAAGCUGCAUAUAAUUCCAUACCCAGCUUUUUAGGAGCAGAAAAGGAUCAACAGUGAUAUAGCUUACAUUUUAUGAGGCAAAAGAGAAAUAUGAUCCUCAGCAUACAGCAAUUCGUUUUUAAAUGACUGGGUAGUUCAUCUCUUUCCUGUGUUGAAAAUGGCAUGGCAAUAGACACUUUAGAACUUCUUCAUAAUAUUCUUUCUUUCAAAAAAAUAUUUGUGUACAAGGAAAGAUACUUACCUCAUAAUAUAUGGAACUGUUUCAGUAGAGCUCAGAUCUAUGGCACUUAUGGUUUUACAUGAAUUCUAAUUUCAGCAUUAUAUUAUUAUAUUUUUGUGAUCCUUUGACAUUUUUUUGGUAUGUUUGAACAUAGAGUCCCUGUAUGCAUGAUAUUUUUCCCCCUUUUAUGUCAAUGUUUUUGGAAUUAUUUUUUACCCUAUUUUUUGCAUAACGUAUUUUGAGAUUGUUGUAAGGCUUGAAGAUGAGCCAGUAAUGGACAUGCAAAUUUUGUUGACUGUUUGCUUAGUGGUGCAUAAAUGUGCAAUUCGGAGACUCGUUAAUGUCUGAAAGAAUUAGAAUGUUACAAUUUUAACUCUAUUAAUAAUAGUGUUUGUGGUAAUAAGUGGUUUGAAAGACAAAAAUAUCCUGUGUUUUAAGUGUUGUGAAAUGUACAUGAUGAACAAUUAGUAGUAGGUGUGUCUUGAGUAUGUUUGUAUGUAAUAUUUAUGCACAAGUACAAGCUUUAUUAUAAACAAUCAGGCAUAACUUUUUCUCAGUGUUUAGUAUGAUGCUGUUAUAUUCUAUAUGUUGGAAUUGGAUUGUUGUUUUAAUUCUUUUGAAACUUGGUAUCAAAUGACUGUGAUGCUUUAAAUACCUUUUGUAUGUGAUUUUUCAAGGAAAUAAAAGUUUCUUGGUUGUUUUGUCAAAA
Aplysia californica (California sea hare) is the source of this 4847-nucleotide messenger RNA. Its product is annotated as post-GPI attachment to proteins factor 3. The transcript has 8 exons. The record is from RefSeq and is a predicted model, not a curated record. Bases 224 to 1219 code for a protein of 331 amino acids. Gene Ontology annotation, biological process: GPI anchor biosynthetic process. NCBI's taxonomy places the organism in Eukaryota, Metazoa, Mollusca, Gastropoda, Aplysiida, Aplysiidae. Gene Ontology annotation, molecular function: hydrolase activity, acting on ester bonds. Gene Ontology annotation, cellular component: endoplasmic reticulum membrane.